UCCUGUCUCACCUGUCCCGGCCCAGGUGCGCGUGGGCUCCCGGCAGGUGCUGGGGGCGGUGGCCGCUGCCAUGGGCGGGGCCCGGGCGGGGGCGCUGCUGCGGGGGGACCCCGCGGGCACCGAGCGGCUGCGGGUGCAGAGGAUCGGGGACCAGUACCGGGCCCUGCGGUGGUCCCUGGGGGGCGGGGACACGGCGGGGGAGGGGCCGCAGGUGGAGCCGGUCGCCCUCAGCCCCAGGCACCGGGCGUGGGUGGACGCCUGCGCCGGCCUCUUCGGGGGCGUCGACAUCUGCGGGGUGGAGGCGCUGCGGGGCCCCGACGGGCAGGAGCACAUCGUGCAGGUACGGGCACACCUGGCACAGCUGGGUACACCUGGGGCACACCCCGCCCCCGAGCAGGGCCCCCCCGAGAGCCUGCGGGCGCUGCGGCAGAGCUUCGCCAGCCUCUUCGAGUGA
Messenger RNA from Pyrgilauda ruficollis (rufous-necked snowfinch), 454 nucleotides. RefSeq names its product synapsin-1-like. The coding region runs from base 71 to 454 and encodes 127 amino acids. The transcript has 4 exons. Lineage: Eukaryota; Metazoa; Chordata; Aves; Passeriformes; Passeridae. Gene Ontology annotation, cellular component: synaptic vesicle; synaptic vesicle membrane. Gene Ontology annotation, biological process: neurotransmitter secretion. The record is from RefSeq and is a predicted model, not a curated record.